GCGGGGGUGGCGGGUGGGUCAGAGCUAGACGGGGGAAGCAGCAGGUGAAGGAGGCUGGGGGAGCUGCAUCGGCUCCUUACUUGGACUGGAACUGGGAACAUGCAGCGGGAGGGGGCGCAGGGGCACUGGGGAUGGGCAGCACCACAGAAACUAUGGGUGAGGGGCUGGGAGGCGGGCCCAGCCUCGGUUGACAGCAGGAGCCUUGGGUUCAAGAAGUCGGGGGACAGGGACGAGGUCACAGGGGGCAGUCAAGGUGGAGUGGGGGGGUCUCUUACUUAAAUGAGCAUGGAGUUCCCAGGUGAGGAGGCCGGUAGUUCUGAGUACUGGGGACCCUGGCGUAGAUCAGUUUUGGGGAGUUUUGAGAGUGAGCGGUGCUUGGGGUGAGGAGUACUGUCCAGUCUGAGCUGAGAGUGUAACAGCUGGUUGGAAUGGGAUAUAUUCUGGUGGAAAUCUGUUCCUGAAGGGCUGGAGAAACAUGGGGCAGUUGAGUCUGGCCAACGCUGGUCUCCAUCAAUGGGAGUAGUUUUUUGGAUUGGGUGAGAAAUUCUGUGAGAAGAGGAUCUGCAGGUGAGAGAUUUUUAGGGCACUGCCUGGCCAAUCUGAACUGGAUCAAUAUUGUGGGAAAUCUCGGUGUGUAGCCAUAUUGGAUUAAAAAUGGUGAGAGAUGUGGACAAGAAGCCAGCUUUUUUUGGAUCAUUGCUGAAAUAUCUCUUGAGGAGAUCUCAAGUGGGAUCAAUCCUGGGUAGGCCACAAUGAGAGAGUGCAUAAGGUUCAGCCUAACCAGCCCAGACUGGAUCAAGACCAGUUUGUGGAGUCACAGAGAAUACUGGCCUAGCUGAAUUGGACUGGAGUAAUAACAGUGCACUCACAGUUGGCCUUGUGCAACAGUGUCAAACCAUCCAUGGACGUGACAGGACCUGUAUUCCUCCACGGCUGCCUCCUGAAUGGGUCACCACAUUAUUUUUCAUCAUUAUGGGAAUCAUUUCACUGACUGUCACAUGUGGCUUGCUAGUGGCUUCCCACUGGCGAAGAGAAGCUACUAAAUAUGCCCGCUGGAUAGCAUUCACUGGAAGGUUUGGUAUCCAGAAGUGGCUGAGAAUCAUGGGAAGAUCUUUGGGAUCCUGGCUUUAUAGUCACAGUGCUGAUCACCUGCUGCAGCCCCAGGGUAGAGGAAGAAAGAAGUACACCUCCGGAUCAUGCCUGGGAGGCAGACCAGAGUACCCAGUGUCAUGGCUCUAUGGCCCUCAUUAUUCCAAGAAAGGAAAUUUUCAGUGGUCCUAUUCUGUAUGGCAGCCCUAAUAUUUCCAAUAGGAUUUUACAUCAAUGAAGUUGGAGGUCAACCAUAUAAAUUGCCCAACAACACAGUGGUUGGGUCCUCAUAUGUACUGUUUGUUUUAUCCAUUUUCUUUACAAUAGUGGGACUUCUAUUUGCUGGCAAAGUUUGUCUACCUGGCUGAUGAAUAUGUGAACUGCAUGAGUUUGUUUCAGAGGAGAGCAAGACAUCAGAGCUGCAUUCUCAAGAGAGCCUAGAUCAGACUAUCAAAAUGCUUACUGAAAAGAGAAAUACUUUGACUUGUUCUCAUUAUGCACUUUGGAAUAAAAAGAGAGAGAGCCUUUCCCAUAACCAAAUACAGACAUCGUUGACUAAUCUCCUGAGCAUAAUAAUGCAGUCAGGUCUGCACUGUGAUAGGGACUAGUGAAGAAGAAUGCUUUACACUGAGAAGCAUAUUGCCCCAUGUUACUGUAUCUGUUUUUAAUGUCUAACAAUUUGAAAAUCAAAAUAUUUAUGAACCUUGUGGUAGACUAGAGGAUUGCAAAGGAGUUAAAGUGAGGCUGGCCUCACAGUUUAGGAGAUUAGCAUUUUACAUCUCUCUUCAGAUGGGCAAAGCCUUUGGCACCAAAUGAAUCCAUCUUGCAUUACUGCACCAAGAAGCCAAUAGAUCGAAAUAUGUUCUUUACAAUAUGCGUAACAAGAAAAAUUACAUACAUCUCCCUUCAGCUAUAGAAAAACACUAAAAAGCUUUUUUGAGGGGAGAGGGGUAUUCUUCCAUAUAAUAUAUUACUGAUGCAGUAUACUGUGUGUGUGUAUAUAUGUGUGUGUGUAUACACACGUACACAUAAACGAUUCCUGGAAGAUAACUCAGAACACUUUGCUAGCAGAACACUGUGGUGUGCAAAACUAGGACUCAAUAGAAAAAGCCAUUUCUCUGAAGGCCACAUAGCUGAGAGUCUUCAGUUUACCUCAUUCUUUGUAGCAGCCCUUGAUUUUAACAGGUUUUUGUAAUAGGUACAAAAAAUCCCAUGUCUUUCUAGGUGCAAUUUUAAGUUAAGCUAAAAUUCUUUGUAUUGUAAUUUAUUUGUAUAUGAGGGUAAAAGGUGAGAUCACAUCAUACCUUAAAGUUAAAAUCCUAAUUUUGGGAAACUGACACUAUUUAAAUUAUUAGCAACUGUUGUACAGGGAGUCUCUUUUCUACUGCUUUGUUUGUUACAUUAACAACGGAUUUAUUUAUACAUGUUCAAGCACAGCAAAUUACCAUAGGUGAAUUUCUCUAAUGCAUAUAACAUUCAGUGUUUAGGUCAACAUGUGAACACACUAUUCUGUAGUAAAGUUGGAUGAAUUUAUUCACAUGUGAGUAUUAAGUCAAUUCAUCUUCUUUACCAAAAAAUGAGCAAUAUAACUAUUUUUAAUGUCUAUAUGCCUUGUUUACUAAAGUCGAUGAUAAAAAAUGUGGGCAUAAGGAUCAUCUGAAUUGAGAGUGUAAGUUUCCCCUAAAAUCAUCAUUUUUUUAAACCCAAGAACCUGGGAUCCAUGGAUAGUGAGAUUUUUCAAUAUUCACUUUGUUUGAUUUUUAUUAGCACAAAACUUUGAAAUCCCAGAAAGCUUGCUUGCAGGAUCAAGCCCUUAUUCCCCAGUUAACAUGUAUUCUUUUUGUGAGAUAGUAUUGACAAACAUAAUUCUUUUCAGCAAAUAGAUUAUCCAAAUGUACUCAAGAAAAAAGCUGUUUUACUUAAGCCUAUGUUUUUGUAAGGCAUAAGUGAAACUGGGUGCAUUUUUCUGUAAGAAUGAUUAUAUUGCUUCUGAAAUGUAUCAUUAUUUUGGAAAAAACAGCUAUCAUGGCAGAAAGUGUUAGAAAUGAGAUACCUUAUACCCAUGUGGGGAACCUGAGGCCUGGGGGCUGGAUGCACCCCCGGCUUGCUUGGGUCCCCCAGCAUUGGGGAGAUUGUGCUGGUGCUCCAGUCCUCCCCCCCCCCCGCCCGGCAGGGCUGAAGCUCACAAUCUACUAGGCUGGGCUCCCCUAGACUCUGGUGUGUGAGGAGGAAAAUGGUAUUUUUUGGCUUCUCACUUGUGUGCGGCCCCAAUCCAAAAAAGGUUCCCCACCCCUGCCUUAUACAAUUACAGUAUCUUGAACUGUGUGCCAUCAGAAGUAUUUUAGCGAGGAAAAAUUCACUGAUUAAUAUAUUGGAUCACUUUCUGAUGUUUGUUUAAAAAAAACCCUAUCACUUCACUGACGGGCCCAAGGAAGCUUUCACAUCAAAGCCUUUCAGUAAAAGAAUAUAUAGUCAGAUUCCCAUCUGGACCUGCUAGUUCAAAUUUGAUUGGUUUAUAAUUUAGAUCCUGAUUCUGCAGUCAUAGCUGCACAGGAAAUCUAGAGCUUCAUUGACAUCAAUGGAGCUCUGUAUAUGAAAGCAAUCUGGAUGGAUCCAAUUGUAGGAUAGGGAGGGUAGUGUCUAAAUUUGCAUUGUCAUCAGACUGGUGGUAUAAUAGGUUAAUGAACCAUAGCUCACUUAUUAAUUUGAUAAGCUAAUAACUUUGUAUCCAUCAGUCUUACUGUAAAUAGCUCCCUAAAAUAUUUUCAACUGGAUCACAGACAGUGGGAGUGGGGAGAAGAGUUUCUCAGCUGCUAAGAAUUUUUCCCCAUGUUUACUUAUUUCAGUUAGUGACAUCCUGUAUUAUAAUAAUAAUAAUAUUCAUUUAAGCUUAUAUUUACAAUGUAUUACCAUUUAAUUAAAAAUUGUGGAGCAUAUCCAGUCCAUAAAUGGCUCGCUGGAACCUUAGUGGGUUAGCCAGUUCUAUAAAUCAUUAAAGACAGCAAAGCUUCAGCUAGCAGGCUGUUUUAGUUAAUAUUGGGGCAUUUCAUUCUAGAAAUAGAUGAUCCAUUUGCAUUUUAAAAAAAGGUCCUGGUAAGCGUAAAGAGACAGCUGUCAAUAGUUGCUUUGUAAUAAGGUCACUAAGUACUUAUACAGUACAGUAUUAAUUUAUAGCAGAAAAUCAUAUCUUGUAAACUGUAUAUAAAACACUGUUCUAUGGUGCAAUCAUUUGUCAAACUUAUGUCUGUUACUUUUGUUUUAAAGUUGUGUGCAUUAUUUUCAUACCUAAGAGCAUCACUGUAAAAUCUGCUGAAUACUAUUUAUAGGUUUUAUUUGCACAAGGAUUAGUUUUUAAACUACAGGAAGUUCCUGUUGAACAUGCCUAAACAUCUGUAUGAAUCUUCUCCAAAGGUAAUCAAUGUUACAUGUUUAAGAAUGUUUUUCAGACUUUGCCAGUCGUUUUAUAUAUUUCUGAAGGACAGUUUAGUCUGUAAUAGGUCACAGCACACUUGUUUAGUCUUCAUUAUCACCUGAAAGGUUUAAUGUUAUGGCAUAAUGCAAUUUAUGUAUGCAUUUUGUUGUUUUGUUUGGUUAUGUUCAAGUCCUAAUCAGAAACUUAAAAUACUUUAAAAACAAAAACUAUAAAUGUGUAUAACUUUUCUCGAAGACAUAUGGAAUAACUCACUAGAAGCUUUUGUAGUUUCUCUGUGGGGCAGUGUGUUUCUCUGAAAGCAUUUACAAACCCAUUCACCAUUUGAACUUUCAUUUCUGAGCCUCUGAGCAUUUAACAACUGAUCCACAAUGCUAGUAUGGUGUAACAGCUCUCAGACUUAAUCCUGCUCCUGCCUUUACUCCAAGGAAAACUCCCAGGCGGUGACUUUAAAUGGGUGCAGGAUUAGUCCCCCUCUCCUUAUACCGGUACUGCUGUUUCAGAGCCUCCGUGUAAAGCGUUGCAGCCCGCCCCGGGUAUGUCCCUUCACCAGGAAACAUGGCUAAACUCCAGGCUGGCCUCUGCAAACGGCGCGAAGGAAGGAAAAGAUGAAGGCAAGAGGUGUCUGCCACUCGCUCGCCCGGCCUCGGCGGUAGCGGUCCUAGGCGCAGGAUGCCUGUGCUGCGGCGGCGGCGGGCUCCUCCCCGCCCGGCGCUGAUCGCCUGCCCUGCUCCUACAGACUGUGCAAACGAACAGACUUUUCUUCACUUGUAUUUUUGUUAUCGAGCAAAUUUAUCAAAAAUAAAUUGUCUACGAAAGGCCUGGCCCCGUCUGCGCUGAUUGCGAGCCCCCUGCCGCUCGGAGCGUACCACUGCUCGGCGUGAGGCUGGACCCCCCCCCCGGCGGGGAAUAGUUCCUCCCGUUUCUAUGGCGACGCGCUAACACACGGCUGGGCCGGAGGCGGCUGCUCCCCUGUUCUUCCCUGGCCAGCGGGGGUGAGGCCGAAGAGCAGAGGGGGGAGGGGAGCUGAGCUCGAACGGGCUCACCCGCCUGCCAGGGCUCAGAUGCUUCACCCCCUGUGACUGCGCAGCUCCCGUGUCCCUGCCCGGGACUCGCGGGCUCGCCGAGGCGGCGCCCUUCUGGCCCCCUGGGCGCUGAGGGUACCAGGCCCGCCCGGAUCGGGCUCUUGCCUCGGAAGAUCGGCCGUGCGGCAGCGGCUGUCAGAGCGCGGCGUCCCAGGAGCUGAACAGCCAACACACAGUUUCCCAGCAAUUUUGGACACACAUUUUAUUGGAUAGAACCCUUGAUGAAUGACUUCUAGCAAAAUGAUGUCCACGUAUAUUUUUAUGUAAGAACAUUACAUAUUUGGUCAUAAAUCCAAUGGAUGCCCAAACCAGAAAAAUGGCUCAAUUAUUGGACAAUGAUCAGUUCUUGGAAAAAGUAGGUGUAAGCAUAGGACCUGGCACAGUUCCCGUGAAAGGCCGACCAUCCUGGCAUGAUAUUACAAUAACUGAUUUGGAGCCUGAUAAUGGUUUACUGGUUACGCACAUCAACCAGACGCAAGACCUACUGGUAAACAAAUACUCUUACUAAAUGUAGUAAUUCCUCAGCUGAUGUAUGCUUGCAUUAAAUAUAUAGAAGGGAAUAUAUGAGGAGACAGAAAAUUAAUGUUCUAUGUCCCAUAUGCACCCCAGAAAAGAACACAGUGAUUUUUAUCACCAGAUCUACAGUGAAUAGAGGCAACUUUUCUUGAGGAGGUCUGUGUACCAGCAGAAAGUACAAAAAAGGAAGCUGAAGUCCCAUGAAGUGCAAACCACAGAAGAAUGGCUUAGAAAUCACAGUUUAGAAUCCAUGCAAUUAACAUUAGAAGAUCUCCUAAGAGAGGGCAAUAUUGUCUUGAAUGCAAGAAAUGCCACAGAACAGAUAGCAUUUACUGCCAAGACAAUUGUACAUUUUGAAUCCAAGCUUUCUGAAGCAAUUGAACUUUAUCACCAACGAAUACAGUGGUUGUUGACGGACAGCAGAAAGGUGUUUGGCCUUAUAAAAGGGAACAAAGUUGGACUCCUGGUUGAUGUUUCUGAUACAAGUUGUGGACUUCAUCUAUUCCAGUUCCAGAAAGACCUUUUGUGUCUAAUAGAUGAGCAGCUGUGCUAUAAGAAGCAAUUAUAUUUCCUCUCCUUUGGUGCUGAAAUUUCAUAUUUGUGGGAGAAUCCAACAAAUGUCAAUGUGCAUGUCCUACAUGAAGCAAGACAGUGGGUUCAGGGGCUGCAACCCAGUGGAGGCUGCAAUUUGCUGAAAGCUUUAAAGAAGGCCUUUACAAUGAGGGAACUGAAUUCAUUGAUUCUUAUUGUAGGAAGCUGCCCUGAUCAGUCUUUGGAAAUAUUGUCUGAUUAUAUUCAGCAAUGUACAUUGGGAAGAAAGCUGCUGAUACAUACCAUUACAUAUGAGUGUAGCAAUCAUGUUCCUCCUGCUGUUUUAAAGAACCUUGCAGAAGUUACUGGAAGCCGUUAUCACUGCUAUUCUUCAAAGAGUGAGAAUUAUGUUAGUAGUGAUGUUUGUCCACUGCUUCAUGAGUCCCAGAGAGCUAAGAAUAUGCUCAGCAGCAUCAAAGAAAUUUUCCAGAGAAGGAUUGGUGAUUCAAUUAUUGGUAGAGUACAAGAUAUUUCCACAGAAUUUACCAUGUUGACACCUGCUAGUGGCCUACCCAAACCUCCAAAGCAUGAAGGACCUCUUGUUAUACAAGUUCCAAGCUUCCUGGCCAAAACCUCUGGUGGCUGGUUAAAGACAAAUGGAUUAAAAGCCAAGAAGUUAAGCCUUUAUCAAGUUUUGGCUCCUAACGCUUUUUCACCUGUGGAAGAAUUUGUGCCUAUUCUACAGAAAACAGUGUCAUCAACUCUGCAUGAGAAAGCAAUGAUGCAGUUUGAAUGGCAUGAUGGGACUGUGAAAAACGUUCAUGUGGAUCCACCAAUAUUAUAUGACUAUCAGAAACAACUUGAUAAAAUGGUGAGAAUGUAUGAGAGGCGAAUAGACUGGCUUUCUGUUGCAAGCAGAAGAAUAUGGGGAACUGUUUGUGAACAGAGAGUUGUUAUACUUGUUGAUAUCUCAAUAACAAAUUCGUUAUACAUCAUUCAUAUACAACAUUCCUUGCGACUUUUACUUGAAGAACAAAUGUCAAACAAGGAUUUCUUCAAUAUUAUAGUGUUUGGAAGUGACAUCAAGUCUUGGAAACCAGAAAUGGUUCCUUCAAAUCCAGAAAAUUUACAAAGUGCCUGGAGAUGGGUGUUGAGCCUUCAGAGCAAAGGCAGUAGAAAUUUCAUGAGUGCUCUAAGAAGAGCAGUGGAAAUAGACUUCAAAGAUAAAGACAAACUUGUAUCUCAAGGACUUUAUCUACUUAUCACUGGAGUUCCUGACCAGGAGAUGCAUGCUGUUAGUGCGUAUGUGGCAGAUGUCUGUGGAGGCUGUGAUUUGCAGCUGCAUGUCUGUCUGUUCAGUGUACAUGGUUUUGACUCCAGUGGCAUUAUUCCAUCCCGCUAUGCCAGUCCACAUGAGACUGCCAACACAUUUAGAGAACUAGCGCACGCUGUCAAUGGAAGGUUUCAUUGGUUUGGAGAAACAGGAAUUUAUGAAAGUGAUGAUAUCAGUAUCAUUGUGUCUGAAAUGGAAAAAGCAGUCAAUUAUUCCCAAAAGUGUGCCUUGCUGGUGGAAUCCUUAAAGCAGCGUUCAGGAACUCAGUUGGUUAAUCAGUUUAUCCCAGAAGAAGACUUAAAGAUGCUUUUGAAAAAAGAGCCAGUUAAAGCACAGAAAUUGCUGCCUCCUAAACCUACAGCUCUCACUCUGGCUAGAAUGAAUAUUAAAGACAGUCACGAGAGGGAGAAAAAUGUUGCCUUAAGAGCUCUGAUAUGGCGUCCAACUAGUGCCAAAGCAGAAAUCCCACCACCUCAGACAAUAAAAGAAUGGCCUCAGGCCUCUGGGAAGAAGAAACAUAAAGCAAGAAAACAGCCACAGAUUUCUCUCUCAGUAUUUUAUAUUGACAAGGGGAAAAAUGUGGGUGCAGUUUACAGAAAGUAUCCAACAAAAAAGAGUGUGAAGAGGCCUGUUCCUUUUGCUAUACUGCCAAAGGAAGAGGAAAUAUGUUCAAGCAAAGAGUGGUUGAACAAGUACAGUAUAAAAAAGUUGAAGUUAGAGUUGCCCAGAAUGAUGUUUGGUCCCAACUGUGUUCACCAGAAGAAAAUGGUGGCGUCUUUGCGCAAGAAAGUGUCAGCAAAAUAUUGUGACAUCUUCCCCAGCGUAGAAAUCAAUGGUAUUGUGAAACACCUACAGUUUCAGCCUAAGGAACUAGAAGACUAUGUUGAACAAAUGGAGAGGGUGUUACAUUGCUAUAUAGGAAGAAUACAGUGGCUUCUUUCAGGAAGCCGGCGAUUAUUUGGCACCAUUUUGGAGACCAAAGUAUGCAUCUUGAUUGAUACAUCUGGUUCCAUGGAUCCUUAUUUGCAACAGGUCACAAAAGAGCUUACAUCCCUCAUCUGGGAACAGCUAAGAAAGAAUAAUGCUAGUUUUAACCUACUGAAAUUUGCAGAAGAUAUAGAUACGUGGCAGGAGUGUCUUGUAGAAGCUACUGAUGAAACAUGUCAUGAUGCUGUACAAUGGGUGUCAAAAUUUCAAGCUUAUGGUAAUACAUGUACCCUUAAGGCUUUGCAGAAAGCUUUCUCUUUUCAAGAUGUAGAAGCACUGUAUGUUCUGACAGAUGGAAAGCCAGACACCAGCUGCAAUCUGAUUCUAAAAGAAGUUGAAAAGAUUAGAAAAAAACAAAUGAUUAAAAUCCACACAAUUUCUUUUAAUUGUUCAGACAGAAGAGCUAAUGAAUUUCUGAAGAAGCUGGCUUCUCAGACAGGAGGACGCUACCAUCGCUGUGUUGGAGAUGUGGAUGGGCAGUUAGCAGCACAUAGAAUGUUGACAGAAGAGUUUGAGGAUGAAGAUGAUCCAGUUUUUCCUGUCUUUGAAGGAGAUGAUUUAAAGAAACUUGCUCAAGAAGUAGCAAAAGCCAGAAGCUUUUUAAUGCAAGCAAAAUCCUUUAGAUUGCUAUUAGAAAAGUGGAAUUCAAAUCAAAAGGACAAAUCUUUUUAAAAAAAUCCUCAGACUCCAGCUAUUCUCUUGGAUGGAUAAAACAAAUCGACUAUCAUCCUGAAAAGAAAAUUAUUCCUAUUUUUAUAUACUGAUGUCAAGAAAGAACUGUUUGCACACACAAAAUAAAGCCUAGAUAUGAAGAGGA
Molecule: messenger RNA, 9788 nt
Organism: Pelodiscus sinensis (Chinese soft-shelled turtle)
Lineage: Eukaryota; Metazoa; Chordata; Testudines; Trionychidae
Source: RefSeq, a predicted model, not a curated record